Messenger RNA from Saccostrea echinata, 1631 nucleotides. RefSeq lists its product as uncharacterized. The record is from RefSeq and is a predicted model, not a curated record. Gene Ontology annotation, biological process: positive regulation of DNA-templated transcription. The transcript has a single exon. Gene Ontology annotation, cellular component: chromatin; nucleoplasm. Gene Ontology annotation, molecular function: zinc ion binding; ubiquitin-protein transferase activity. NCBI's taxonomy places the organism in Eukaryota, Metazoa, Mollusca, Bivalvia, Ostreida, Ostreidae. Bases 237 to 1631 code for a protein of 464 amino acids.
AUUGCUCCCUGUGCGAGGAGGACUUUGUGAUACAACCUGAUGAUUUAAAAACCAGUGAGUAUCUGCAGAACAUAACUGAUCUUUUCAAAACGUUUACGGACUCAGCAAACCAUGAAUGUUCAUUUUGCAAGGUCAAAUUUAAAGAAAUCAAGCCAGCCAACUCUAGAUGUCUAACGUGUUUAGAAUUCUUUUGUAAAGAAUGUGCAAAAUCGAGACAUACUUUCAACUCUUUAACUAUGCAUCACCGUGUAGUGUCUUUGUCGGAAAUAAGAUCAGGAAAGUAUUAUGAAGAAAUAAGAUCAUCACAGUGUAAAACAAAUUGCGACCUGCAUCAAAAGAGAGCACUGAGCUACUUCUGUAUUUCAUGUGAAGCAUUUGCUUGUUGUGAUUGCAAAUUGCUACAACACAUGAACCAUGAAGUCAAACUUACGUCCCUUUUAAGAAGAGAAAACCAACUAAUUAUACAAAAAUUAUUUGACGAUUUGAAAACUAAACUGUCCACUUUGGAGGAAAAUAAACGAUCAAUUGAAUCCAGGAAAGAAGAUGUCACAUCAAUGGAAACAAAAUUACGUAAAGAUAUAAUGCAGAAAUGUUCGGAGGCAGUAAGUAAAAUAGAUAAAACACGGCAUAAAAUGCUGCAAGAAUUAGAAGGCUUUGCAAAACCAAAGAUGCAAUCCCUUCAAAAAGAACAUGACAGAUUAUCUAAAGUGGCUAAGAAUAUUGAAGCGUCUCUACAGUUUUCUGAAAUUAUGCAAAACGGAAUGAAUAAUGAAGUUUUUCCUUUAUUCGGAAAAAUUCAAGAACGCUUCCAAAGCCUCACAAAAGAAAGUAUUUUAAAUGAUUGUGAGUGUUUACUCGAAGAAUGUUUGCCGCAGAUUGAGAUUCAUGUAACGGAACCAGAGUUAGAACUGACGUACAACAAUACAAUCACGGAUAGCGAUUUGUAUCGUGAACCAGGGGAUUCCAGUGACAAUUCAGGUAGUUCUUCAUCUGAUCAAACAUCGGAAGAUGACGAAGAAACGGAAAAUAGCAGGAAAAAAUGUAGAAUAACACUAAUAAGGGAGAUUUACCCGAAAGAAAAGUGUAAUUUUGUGAGACCCGUUUACAGUGGCAUUGCUUGGAUUGGCAAUGACAAGUUCGUAACAGUGGAUAAAGCUAAUGAAAAAAUGCUUAUGGUCUCACUGACAUCUGGUAAAAUAUUGAAAUCAAUUGAAGUUUCCGAAGCAUUAGCUGUUUCUGUUUGGAAGGAUGGUAUUUCUUGUUUGUCGACGGACAAUGAAAUGUCGGACUUCAGCAGAGAUUUAAUUUUACGGGAAACUCGCCAUGGGAUAUCAUCUUUGUGUGCAUCUCUUCCAUCUUCAAAUCAGAUAAUGUGGACAGCAAAAGCAAAAAUAUAUACUGAAAAGGAAAAUCUUGUGACAAGUGUAUCUGUGAAAAAUGUGCCUAAAGAUUCACAUCCUUGUUUUCUGCGACAUGCUUGUUGUCUACCAAAUGGAUUGUUCGCAGUCUCUGACACAGCAAACCGGCGAGUUUACUUAAGGUGUUUCGCUUCUGACGAAUUUGAAUACACCGCGCAACUCGAACUGCCGGAAAUUGGUCUGAAUGUCGUUUUAAUAAAGAAUUCAGUAUGA